AUGCAGAUGAAUAAUUCUUUAUCAUCCCUUUCUGCCAAAAGAUUGCAAGGCAAAGUCGCCAUAGUCACCGGUGGUGCAAGCGGUUUCGGUGAAAGCACGGUGAGGCUUUWCACYAAACAUGGCGCCAAAGUGGUGAUCGCCGAUGUCCAAGACGAACGGGGAACUUCCCUUUGUGAGGAACUACUUUCUAAACUGGGAAAUGUCGUCAUGUAUGUUCAUUGUGAUGUUACCAGUGAUUCCGAUGUUCAAAAUCUCGUGGACACCACGGUUUCCAAAUACGGAAAGCUAGACAUCAUGUUCAACAAUGCAGGCAUMCCCGGCGACCCAAAUAGCACGAUACUCGGCUCUAAUAUCGAAAAUUUCAAACGGGUUUUUGAGGUGAAUGCGUUUGGUUCAUUUUUGGGAGCCAAACACGCCGCUCGGAUCAUGAUUCCGGCGCAGAGUGGGGUGAUUCUGUUCACUGCAAGUCUGGUGUCGGUGAGUGCCGGCGAUACGUCGUAUGCCUACACGAUGUCGAAGCACUCGGUGGUGGGGUUGACGAAGAAUUUGUGUGUGGAGCUAGGACGAUAUGGAAUAAGGGUGAACUGCAUCUCACCGUGGGGGGUUGCUACGCCGCUGCUGGUUAAUGCGAUGGGAAUGGAGAAGGAGGUGGUGGAGGAAGUGUUACGUGCAUCGGGCACUUUGAAAGGUGUGGUGCCGACGCCGGAGGAUGUGGCGGAGGCKGCGUUGUAUUUGGGUAGCGAUGAGGCUAAGUUUGUGAGUGGGGUGAACCUGGUGRUUGACGGUGGUUAUAGCACCACCAAUUCCUCAUUCUCAACGGCGAUCAAAUCAAAAGUUUGAUGGCUUGAAAUUAAGAAGCAAACCCUGUCACUCUCUCUAUAUAUUCCCAUAUAUAACUCUACGUAUAUACGUUGUACUUUCACGUACAAGAAAUGUCU
This is a messenger RNA of Cynara cardunculus var. scolymus (artichoke), 938 nucleotides long. RefSeq names its product secoisolariciresinol dehydrogenase-like. NCBI's taxonomy places the organism in Eukaryota, Viridiplantae, Streptophyta, Magnoliopsida, Asterales, Asteraceae. Bases 1 to 840 code for a protein of 279 amino acids. The transcript is spliced from 2 exons. Gene Ontology annotation, molecular function: oxidoreductase activity, acting on the CH-OH group of donors, NAD or NADP as acceptor. The record is from RefSeq and is a predicted model, not a curated record.